Desarmillaria tabescens is the source of this 990-nucleotide messenger RNA. RefSeq lists its product as uncharacterized. The coding region runs from base 1 to 990 and encodes 329 amino acids. The transcript is spliced from 9 exons. The record is from RefSeq and is a predicted model, not a curated record. Gene Ontology annotation, molecular function: protein binding. NCBI's taxonomy places the organism in Eukaryota, Fungi, Basidiomycota, Agaricomycetes, Agaricales, Physalacriaceae.
AUGCCGACCAAUUAUCAUCUCCAACAAACCCUUCAGUCCUCACACGCUGCAGUCUUCUGCUUAGCCAUCACCGAAAAGGGAAACUUUCUGGCCAGUGGAGGAUCGUGGGGCGACACCACUGCAAUGAUUUGGAUAAGAAGAGAGGACGACUCUGAUGAAGUGCUCAUGUACGGAACACUGAAUGGCUACAUGGCAUGUUGGAAGCAGGCAAAGAAUACCACUGAUUUCAAAGAGCUAUAUGUUCUGAGGAUGGUGCAUCGAGUUGACGGGAACAUGCAGUUACAUGGCAUUUUCUUGGUGACCAUCAACAGCUUCGAUCCCAAAGCCAUCCAUUUUCAUGUGAAUGGCAACAGUAGGGAUGUCGUUGUAUUUGGCUGCCAUAAUGGGAAAAUCUAUUUCCUCAGAGGCGCUGAUGGGAAUAUCAUGGAGUCAAUUGAUACAGGCGGAAUGAUAUGCCCAAGAGGGAACACAGCUAUGGACUGUGAGAAGGAUGUCUUCUGCCUAGAUGACCCUGCGCAAGGCGUCGCGCUGUACCGGCUGUCAGAUGGAGUAAGGGUCAAAACCUUCCCUAUCGAGGCUACCAAGGUGCCGCGACCUCGACAGGUUGCAUUUGCCAAGAACUGCAGGGUGAUAGUAAGCGGCAGUGACCACAGCAUUGUAUACGUCUUCGAGAGGAGAGACUCGAAUGUGCACCAGUUGGACACAGGCAUGGAGGACCACAUUCAAACUGUCACGGCAGCAAACAUUGAUGGCAUUUCUACCGUCAUUGCCGCGCACUCGAGAGACAUCGGAAAGCCGAGUAGGAUCUUCAUCUGGAUGAACUCAGAAUGUCCAGGCAUCUGCUCUAACUUUGCACCCAAGGUCAAAACCCACCCAAUUUUCUGGGGAAUUCAGCACGUCCAGAAGCAGGUAGAAGGAGAGAAACGCAUAGACACUGUGCUACAGCAUCGAGGCGAUUGGGAUCUUGUGCCGGUGAUAGUGAAGGCAUGA